AAAAACCAUGCCUAGGGUUUUGUUGGAAGUUCGUAUAAGUACGAGUGGAACUUCUCGUAAGUCUUUCCUCUCGCUCGUUCUUCAACCCUAGCUAACAUCUCCGGCAUCCCUGGUUUCUCGAUUUUCCUGUUUUUGAGAAUUCAAAGCACUUGCCAAGAUGCAGAACGAAGAAGGGCAAAACAUGGAUCUUUACAUCCCCAGGAAGUGUUCUGCCACAAAUAGGCUGAUCACUUCGAAGGACCACGCCUCGGUCCAGAUUAAUAUCGGACAUGUUGAUGAGAAUGGCCUAUAUACUGGCCAUUUUACUACCUUUGCUCUUUGCGGUUUUGUCCGAGCUCAGGGAGAUGCUGAUAGUGCACUUGAUCGGCUCUGGCAGAAGAAGAAGGUUGAGGUUCGCCAACAGUAAAGGUGGAGGAUUAUUUUUUAGGUUGGAUUUUGCUACAAAAGCCUGCAUGAGGGGGAAUAGAAACUUUUCUGUGAUGACUUGUUUUGAUCCUUCUUUUAGCUAGUAUGCGAUGGUAAAAAACUAGAGAUAUAGAUGAUGAAAGAGUACUUUGCCAUUGUGUCUUUAUUUGUAUGAGGAUUGAGAUUUUUCUUAUUAACAAUUUGCCCUUAGUUGGACCUUAAUCAA
Macadamia integrifolia is the source of this 631-nucleotide messenger RNA. Its product is annotated as 40S ribosomal protein S21. The coding region runs from base 158 to 406 and encodes 82 amino acids. Lineage: Eukaryota; Viridiplantae; Streptophyta; Magnoliopsida; Proteales; Proteaceae. The record is from RefSeq and is a predicted model, not a curated record. Gene Ontology annotation, biological process: endonucleolytic cleavage in ITS1 to separate SSU-rRNA from 5.8S rRNA and LSU-rRNA from tricistronic rRNA transcript (SSU-rRNA, 5.8S rRNA, LSU-rRNA); translation; endonucleolytic cleavage to generate mature 3'-end of SSU-rRNA from (SSU-rRNA, 5.8S rRNA, LSU-rRNA). Gene Ontology annotation, cellular component: ribosome; cytosolic small ribosomal subunit. Gene Ontology annotation, molecular function: structural constituent of ribosome. The transcript is spliced from 4 exons.